This is a messenger RNA of Helicoverpa armigera (cotton bollworm), 800 nucleotides long. RefSeq names its product threonylcarbamoyl-AMP synthase (gene Tcs1). The record is from RefSeq and is a predicted model, not a curated record. Lineage: Eukaryota; Metazoa; Arthropoda; Insecta; Lepidoptera; Noctuidae. Gene Ontology annotation, biological process: regulation of translational fidelity. Gene Ontology annotation, cellular component: cytoplasm. Bases 1 to 747 code for a protein of 248 amino acids. The transcript has a single exon. Gene Ontology annotation, molecular function: nucleotidyltransferase activity; tRNA binding; double-stranded RNA binding.
AUGAGUAUGAAUUUCUUCCAAAAACUUAAUUUAUUUAGUAGUUUUUUACUUAGAUACAAAACUGCUUCAGUCAAAAUGAAGAUAGAUAAGAUGGCUCCAGUAAUAUCAAGCUUUGAAGAUUAUGCUUCCACUAAAGCUGCAGAAUUCUUGGGCAAAGGUCAGGUCAUAGCAGUGCCAACCGACACAAUAUAUGGGCUGGCAUGUAGUGCCAACUGUCCAGAUGCUAUAAAAAAGUUAUAUGCAAUAAAAGGUAGAGAUUCAGCCAAACCAGUGGCUAUUUGUGUGUCAUACAUUAAAGAUGUAAGAAAAUGGGGUGAAGCUGACCAUUUGUCAGAUGACUUACUUCACAGCCUGCUACCUGGACCAGUAACAGUUGUUUUAGAAAAAACAAAAUAUCUUGACAAUCCAUUCCUAAAUCCUACUGCUACUAAAAUAGGAAUUAGAAUACCUGACCAUGAUUUUGUGAACAGAGUCACAAAGAUUUUUGAUAAACCUGUUGCAUUGACAAGUGCGAACUUCAGUAAUGAACCAUCCACAUUGUCUAUCAAAGAGUUUGAACACCUCUUUGGUCAUUUAGGAGCGGUUUUUGAUGGUGGGGUGUUGAGUCAAGGACUUGAACAGAAUAGAACUGGAUCUACAGUGGUAGACUUGUCGCAGCAAGGCACCUACAAUGUCAUACGAAGAGGUAUCUCCUAUGACAGGGUGGUGAAGAUUGUUGAAAGUUUUGGUUUAAAAAGUAUUGUUUAAGUUAUUUAUGGACCCUGUGAUAGAUUUAUGUUUGAAAUAAAUGUUAUAUUACA